AUGAAAGAUCCUCAGUCUCUUGUGGAUUUAGAAUCCUGCAGCAGCCCACCAUCUAAGAGCAAGAGCCAAAGAUGUUUGUCUUGCUCUAUGUUACAAGUUUUGCCAUUUGUGCCAGUGGACAACCCCGGGGUAAUCAGUUGAAAGGAGAGAACUACCCCCCCAGGUAUAUCUGCAGCAUUCCUGGCUUGCCUGGACCUCCAGGGCCCCCUGGAGCAAAUGGUUCCCCUGGGCCCCAUGGUCGCAUCGGCCUUCCAGGAAGAGAUGGUAGAGACGGCAGGAAAGGAGAGAAAGGUGAAAAGGGAACUGCAGGUUUGAGAGGUAAGACUGGACCACUGGGUCUUGCCGGCGAGAAAGGGGACCAAGGAGAGGCUGGGAAGAAAGGACCCAUGGGACCAGAGGGAGAGAAAGGAGAAAUAGGUCCAGUUGGUCCUCCUGGACCAAAGGGAGACAGAGGAGAACAAGGGGACCCGGGGCUGCCUGGAGUUUGCAGAUGUGGAAGCAUCGUGCUCAAAUCCGCCUUUUCUGUUGGCAUCACAACCAGCUACCCAGAAGAAAGACUACCUAUUAUAUUUAACAAGGUCCUCUUCAAUGAGGGAGAGCACUACAACCCUGCCACAGGGAAGUUCAUCUGUGCUUUCCCAGGGAUCUAUUACUUUUCUUAUGAUAUCACAUUGGCUAAUAAGCAUCUGGCAAUCGGACUGGUACACAACGGGCAGUACCGGAUAAAGACCUUCGAUGCCAACACAGGAAACCAUGAUGUGGCUUCGGGGUCCACAGUCAUCUAUCUGCAGCCAGAAGAUGAAGUCUGGCUGGAGAUCUUCUUCACAGACCAGAAUGGCCUUUUCUCAGACCCAGGUUGGGCAGACAGCUUAUUCUCCGGGUUUCUCUUAUAUGUUGACACGGAUUACCUAGAUUCCAUAUCAGAAGAUGAUGAAUUGUGAUCAGGACCAAGAUCCCUGUGGUAGACACUCUGAUUGAAUCCGGGGUUCCAGAAGGUGGAACAAGCAGGGAUGGGAUCCAAAGAGAAUCCCACUCAGAUUCUAAAGCAUUUAAAGACAAUUCUAACAGAAUUUGUCAAAACAAGAUGAAACACAGAAAAGUUGAAACCACAACAAAAUGAAUUCUAUUAAAGAAUAGCCCCAAAUAUAAAUUCUCUUGAAAGCAAUGUUCAUAAAUAUUUAAGCAAAUUAAAGACAAUGUUAACAAAUUUUCUAUUAAAUGCCCUGAGUGAUAAAACCAGUUGGCAAUAAUAUUGCCUUAUUAAAUCUUCAAAAAAUA
Molecule: messenger RNA, 1278 nt
Organism: Nomascus leucogenys (northern white-cheeked gibbon)
Lineage: Eukaryota; Metazoa; Chordata; Mammalia; Primates; Hylobatidae
Gene: C1QTNF7
Product: C1q and TNF related 7
Exons: 3
Coding region: 72-941 (289 amino acids)
Molecular function (GO): protein binding
Source: RefSeq, a predicted model, not a curated record